Aspergillus campestris IBT 28561 is the source of this 1871-nucleotide messenger RNA. Its product is annotated as translocon subunit SEC61. The record is from RefSeq and is a predicted model, not a curated record. Gene Ontology annotation, cellular component: membrane; Sec61 translocon complex. Gene Ontology annotation, molecular function: signal sequence receptor activity; ribosome binding; transmembrane protein transporter activity. Gene Ontology annotation, biological process: SRP-dependent cotranslational protein targeting to membrane, translocation; post-translational protein targeting to membrane, translocation. Lineage: Eukaryota; Fungi; Ascomycota; Eurotiomycetes; Eurotiales; Aspergillaceae. The transcript is spliced from 5 exons. Bases 173 to 1609 code for a protein of 478 amino acids.
UCCCUCUCCCUCUUCUUCUUCCUUCUCCCCCGUCGCCCUUUUUCUUCUUCCUUCUUUUUUAUUUUAAUUCGAUCUUCGCUCCUUCAGCUGGUUUUCUCCCCAGCUUCCCUCUUUUUUCCUCCUUUUCUUUUCCCCCGACUUGUUUACUCGCUUGGGAGGGCGAACAGUCAUCAUGAGCGGACUCCGUUUCCUCGAUUUGAUCAAACCUUUUACGCCCCUCCUUCCGGAGGUGGCAGCCCCGGAGACCAAGGUUCCCUUCAACCAGAAGCUCAUGUGGACGGGCUUGACCUUGAUGAUCUUCCUGGUUAUGAGUCAGAUGCCUCUGUAUGGUAUCGUCUCUUCCGACACCUCGGAUCCCCUGUACUGGCUGCGUAUGAUGCUGGCCAGUAACCGGGGUACCCUGAUGGAAUUGGGUAUCACCCCCAUCAUCUCCUCCGGCAUGGUUUUCCAGCUCCUCGCUGGUACCCACCUCAUCGAUGUCAACCUGGACCUGAAGACCGACCGUGAGCUCUACCAGACCGCCCAGAAGCUGUUCGCCAUCAUCCUGUCCUUUGGCCAGGCUUGUGUGUACGUCCUGACUGGUCUCUAUGGCCAGCCCAGCGACCUCGGUGCCGGUAUCUGCGUUCUGCUGAUCGUCCAGCUGGUUGUCGCCGGUCUGGUCGUCAUCCUGCUGGACGAGCUGCUGCAGAAGGGCUACGGUCUCGGCAGCGGUAUCUCGCUGUUCAUUGCCACCAACAUCUGCGAGUCGAUCGUGUGGAAGGCGUUCUCGCCCACGACCAUCAACACUGGCCGUGGCCCCGAGUUCGAGGGUGCCAUCAUCGCCCUGUUCCACCUUCUGUUGACCUGGUCCGACAAGCAGCGUGCUCUGCGUGAGGCCUUCUACCGCCAGAACCUGCCCAACGUCAUGAACCUGCUCGCCACUCUGGCCGUCUUCGCCGCCGUCAUCUACCUGCAGGGCUUCCGUGUGGAGAUCCCCGUCAAGUCCUCGCGCCAGCGUGGCAUGCGUGGCUCGUACCCCGUCCGCCUGUUCUACACCUCGAACAUGCCCAUCAUGCUGCAGUCCGCCCUGUGCUCCAACAUCUUCCUCAUCAGUCAGAUGCUGUACUCGCGCUUCUCGGAUAACAUCCUCGUCAAGCUUCUCGGAGUGUGGGAGCCCCGCGACGGAUCUGCCCAGCUGCAUGCCGCUUCCGGUAUCGCCUACUACAUGUCCCCUCCUCUGAACUUCAAGGAGGCGCUCCUCGACCCCAUCCACACCGCUGUCUACAUCGCCUUCAUGCUCGUUGCCUGCGCCCUGUUCUCCAAGACCUGGAUCGAGGUCUCCGGCUCCGCUCCCCGUGAUGUCGCCAAGCAGCUCAAGGACCAGGGUCUGGUCAUGGCCGGUCACCGUGAGCAGAGCAUGUACAAGGAGCUGAAGCGUGUCAUCCCGACCGCUGCUGCCUUUGGUGGUGCCUGCAUUGGCGCUCUCUCCGUUGCCUCGGACCUUCUCGGUGCCCUGGGCAGCGGUACUGGUAUCCUUCUCGCUGUGACGAUUAUAUACGGAUACUUCGAAAUCGCCGCCCGCGAGGGUGACAUCGGCGGUGGCCUCAAGGGCCUCGUCCCCGGCAACUAAACCGGUUCCCCUGAUAUUUGAUGAUUGCAUAGGCAAGGGAGAUUGAGGGUUUUGUUUUGAUGUUUCUAUGUUCUUCCGUUCCUUCCCAGGUGGUGCGCUGCCGUGGCUGGCUGGUGUCCGGAUUUAGGGAUCUGUAGUUUACUUCAGUGUUUUGGAGAGUGGUCGGAAAAGUUGAAGCCUCGGCUGUAUAUAGCAUCCACCUGGUUUGUAACCAUAUUCCACAAAAGAUCUGAAAAUUACGAAUACAUUAAUUGGUCAUCAC